GAGACCCUGCCUUCACUGCCUCCUCUCAGGGGUCCGCGCGCCGCUCACCCCAGGCUUAGCCCAGGAAGGGGGGGGGGGCGCCGUAGUCCUUUGUCCCAGAUAUUCUGGCAGGUCGGUGCCACCAGCCUCACUCAAUGCUUAGAGCGGGAAGACAAGCGUUCUCGUCCUCAGAUCAGCGCCAAGUCGUGGGCUCGGGAGCGGAAUGUUCCCACUGAUUGCGACCACGCAGAGGUGCCUCGGCGACAGGAAGGAGCCCCUUCCCGCGGGGGUGGUCGGGCAGCCACUAAAGGGACUGCACGCUCGCGCCGGACCGGCCGAGAGCGCGGAGAGGUUUUCAUUUAGGAGUUAGAAAUGGAGUCGUCAUAUCUUCAAAAGCACCUUGGAAUGUGUCUAACUCUAGGUCUUGCAGAAGUAGCAAGAGUUCGCCCAGCGGAUCCAAUAGAAUAUUUAGCAUUGUGGAUUUACAAGUAUAAGGAAAAUUUAACCAUGGAACAACUGAGGCAACAAGAAAUGGUGGACUUGGAGCAUGAAAGAGAAUUGGCUCGGAGGGAGCAGGAAAUUAUGGAGCGGCUCAAGGCAGAGGAGCUCUUGUUGCAGCAGCAACAACUGGCAUUACAAAUGGAGUUGGAAAUGCAAAAAAAAGAGAAAGAGAGACUAGAAGAACUUCAGAGAACUCAAGAACAAUUAGAGAAGGAGAUGAGAACAAGUGUGGAAAGUAUGCCUAAGAGUGAGGAUACUUUUUAUUCAGAGGAAGGAUUUCUAGACACAAGCAAAACACUUGCUGAAAUUAGUGAUAGAUAUGGAGCACCUAACUUGAGCAGAGUAGAAGAACUUGAUGAAUCAAUGUUUUCUGAUGUCGCAUUAAACAUUGAUCAAGAUUUGCAGGAUCAAUAA
This is a messenger RNA of Urocitellus parryii (Arctic ground squirrel), 894 nucleotides long. It is a transcript of the gene Dydc1, whose product is annotated as DPY30 domain containing 1. Gene Ontology annotation, cellular component: Set1C/COMPASS complex. The record is from RefSeq and is a predicted model, not a curated record. NCBI's taxonomy places the organism in Eukaryota, Metazoa, Chordata, Mammalia, Rodentia, Sciuridae.